UUCCCUAAGUCUCCAGUGAUGUUUUGACGAUUGCAAAUUGGAAGAUAAAACUCAGUUGCCACACAAACUCAACCCCCUUUUUGAUACGGAAAAUUUGGAUAUUUUAAAAGAAAAACACUGUAUUCUGAUAUGUGUUCAUAAGUUACACUAACGCUUCUUCAAAUUUAUAAACAGUAUUAUACUUAAAAGUUAAAGAAAAGCUAACAACAAUGUCGACCAGAUCGCAUUUGACAAAAGAUUUGAACGAGAGUGUAAAAACAAUUCUGGGGCGGAAUGUUAAGAUUUUGGUGAAGUAUAUGGUGAAAUUGGAAACAAAAAGUGAUAAAUUUGAAAACAGAAUGUUGGUUUUGACACCCGUACGCGUUUAUUUGUUCACAGCUAAAGUCCCCACCAGGAUUGAUAGCAAUUUUCACUACCUUGACAUACAUACAAUCGACAGUAAAGAUCCAACACACUUCUCUAUUUCAACAUUAGACAAAACGUAUGUGUUUUCUAGUAUCGGAGAUGCAGGAAAUUUAAGUUCGAAUGCGGACGUUAUCCUUACUGAUUUGUCUUCUGCUAUCAAGCAAAUUUUUCCAACAGUGCCACUGAAAUAUAUUAUUAAAAAGAUUGAAGUGAAUCCCAUAGAACGUGCAUCAAUUUUUUCCGAUGAACUUCGCCCUUCCGACCCACGAAACGUUGGACCAUGCGGCGGGUUUAGCGUCCAAUAUUUUUGCAUGUGUGAUUACCACGGCGUUCAGUACCGUGAGGAGGUGGCAUGGGAUGUUGACACAAUUUAUCUAUCGCAUGAUAAUCGAGUGCUUAAUUUGCACGAUUUUGAUCAUCUGGAACAAAAAGAUUUAAUGGCAAUUAUAUCGGCACUUGAGUAUAAUACAUUUUUCCGAGGAAUUAAAAUAACAAAUACACGCAUGUCGACUGAAACUUUGGAAAGAAUAUUACAUGUGCUAAAACGUUCCAUGUGGCUCGAGGAAAUGCACUUGGAGGCGCUUGGAUUGCGAUCCGACUUUAUUCAUAAGUUUUCUUUUUCUGUGAUAUCGAACAUAAAUCCCGCUCUUCGUUCUAUUGAUUUGAGCCACAAUCUUGUUGAAGACAAGGGUGCUACUAACUUAGCGGGCCCAAUUGCUAAAAUAUCCAAAGGUUUGUCUAAACUUAAACUCUCGCACUGUGGCUUGACAUCGAAGGGAGUUAACCAGCUUGCUCAAUCGUUAUCCCAAAAUCAAAACAUUUCCAACUCAUUAACGUUUCUUGAUCUAAGUGGAAAUAAUUUAAAGGAUGAUAUUACGCACCUUUACAACUUUCUGGCACAACCAAAUGUGAUAGAACAUCUAGACAUUUCAAAAACUGAUACAACAUUAGAAAGCCUUUUUGGUGCUUUACUUCGUGGGUGCUCCACUCAUUUACUUCAUCUUAAUGUUUCAAACAAUAUGUUUGGCACAAAGAAAGGGAAGGAAAUUCCACCGUCAUUUAAACAGUUCUUCACCAGCAGUCUUAGCUUGAAGCAUUUGAAUAUUGCCAACUGUAAGCUUCCUCUAGAAGCGCUUAAGCAUUUACUUUUGGGUCUAGCGUGCAACGAAUCGACCGCCGGUCUUUAUCUGGACCUCAGCGGGAAUUCCCUUGGUGCCCAAGGUGCCCAUGUUUUAGAGUCGUGUAUUCACGGAGUUAGAGUAUUGUCAAGCUUAGACAUAGGUGAUAAUAAUCUUGAUUUCGAAAUGGCUUCCGUUCUAACUGCCAUAGGGAGAAAUCCCUCGAUUAGAGUAUUACGUAUGAGCAAAUGCUUCGUAGGAUUAAAAUUGAAGCACAUCGCCACUGUUAUGGAUGCUCUGGUGAAUUUAAUCCAGAAAGAUGAUUUCCAAUUACAAGAGUUAGUUUUGUCGGAGAAUAAGCUGAAGCACGACCUACACAACUUCAUCAAUGCAUUAGGAAGCAACCAAAGUCUUCAAAUUCUAGAUAUAACAGGAAACUUGAUGGGUGACAUAGGAGCCCGACUCUUGGCGAAAGCAUUACAAAUUAAUAACCGUUUAAGAAUUAUUUCCUUAGAUCGCAAUAAUAUAACUCUUCAAGGAUAUUCAGAUAUAGUAUAUGGAUUAGAGCACAAUUACUCGAUGCGGAACAUUCCAUUUCCAUUAUUUGACGUUGCUGCUUGUCUGAAGCAGCAUCCGGAUCGCACAGACAUUCUUAUGCGAAAAAUGCAGGACAUUUUGCUCCGUAACGGAAGUGGACUACAGCGAGGAAAUGGACAAGGAUUCAGAUUGCAACAUGGCUUUCUCCUUUCAUCUACACACCAAAUUAUGGAUAAAUUAGUCUCAGAAACUCAAGAAAUCAUGUCACAUAAACAGUGCUCUCUCGACAACGGAUUGACUCGGCUGCUGGAAGACGCUGAAAAUUGCAAACAAUUAUUGCCAAAACUACAGGAAGUCGCUCGAUGCGAACCUCAUCCCAUUGAAUCCCGGCUGGGAAAGAUCAAAGAAGAACUGAUUUUGUAUAUAAAAAUGUAUUUACAGGACAUGAUGGAAACGAUGCUGCGUACAGGCGUUGAUCAAUGUCCUCUAACUCUCGCUAAUCAAAUUGUGCUGGCAGAACUCCGAAAGAGCUGUGAGGAAAAGCUAAAGAUAUCAGAAGACUUUUUGCAAAACAGUUUGUCAAAUAAUUCCAGUGGUGAAAUUAUGUUUGGUGUUAGGUAUGUAGGGCCGGUUAAGGCUUACGUAGCCGUGUUUGUUUGCUUUGGAACUAAAGCGGUCCAUUUGGAGCUGGUUUCGGACCUGUCCACCGCCAAGUUCCUCCAAGCACUGCGUCGGUUUGUGGCUCGUCGGGGAAAGCCAGCCGACAUGUAUUCCGACAAUGGCACAAACUUUGUCGGCGCGAAAAACGACCUCAAAGACCUUCUGCACAACCUCAGACACGAGAAAAACCACGAACACAUCCAGCACGAAUGCUCCCAGGAGGGUAUAAAUUGGCACUUUAUUCCUCCUUGCGCUCCCCACUUUGGUGGGCUCUGGGAAGCCGCUGUUAAGUCCGCCAAAAAACACCUCCUCCGCGUUGUUGGCCAAUCCUCCAUCUCACACGAGGACUACAUAACCCUCCUCGCCCAGGUAGAGGCUUGCCUCAACUCAAGACCCCUCACGCCCCUCACUGAAGAUCCCUCCGACCUCGAACCGCUAACCCCCGCUCACUUCCUGAUCGGGACAUCCCUAGAAGCAGUGCCGGACAAGGACUACUCCGAGAUCCCGAACAACCGCCUCACGCACUGGCAGAGCAUCCAACAGCAGCUUCAACAUUUCUGGCGUCGAUGGCAUACGGAGUACCUGCAACAACUACAAGCUCGUGUUAAGAACUGGCAGCCAGCAAUCGAAAUUCGCCCUGGACGUCUUGUCAUCGUGGUCGACGAGAACCAACCGUCGAUGAAGUGAAAGAUGGCACGAAUACACGAGAUUCAUCCCGGCGCUGAUGGUGUGGUCCGCGUAGUUACGCUUCGGACUGCUACUGGAUACCUGAAGAGACCAGUUACGAAGAUUUGCCUGUUACCAAUACCAGCAGAAUCGAUCGAGGAAGAAAAGGCAGAGACAGCUGAAAUCGGGCAAUUUCAGGGGGGGUCGGAAUGUUUGGUUUCUGUUAACCCCUCGGACCAUGUGGACCGAGAGUUCGAAACCGCGAACGGCAGAUCCCUCUGAUCGCCAUUUCGCCGCGAAGGCCGCGAGAGAAUAGGUGAGAGAGAAACUGGACCGCGAUCUCCGCUGGUGAGCCUUCGAGGAUUCUGCGAUCCAGUUUGCGCGACAGUACGCUUCAGCGCUUCACUCCGCGAAGACCCACACGCAAAACCUUCCUCGACACCAUUUAACAAGCUGUGUUUUACUUAAGAAAUUAAAUAAAGUUAAGUUCAAUUAGUUUGGUUUUUAAUAAAUAGUUUGCUUUAAAUAAAAGUGGUUUCAACCUAACGCGCGUGUGUGUCAUUUCGGCCUAUAGGCCAUAACCCGCGAAACCCGUGACCAUCUCGAAGACGGAUUCCAAAGCCAUCCGACAAGCGCCUGAAGUCGUGCCAGGAACGACCGCCGGAGUACUCCAUCCCGUCCCGGUUCCGGCCGUCAACCUUAAGGACCGCCAGCCACAGGAGUGGCCGCGUAAAAGCCCCGGAGUCCGGAGCACAUCCCAACAACCAACCAGGUACCUUCAACCAAAACCGGUUCCAACAGUCACAGUUUUUCA
Culex pipiens pallens (northern house mosquito) is the source of this 4200-nucleotide messenger RNA. It is a transcript of the gene LRR, whose product is annotated as F-actin-uncapping protein LRRC16A. NCBI's taxonomy places the organism in Eukaryota, Metazoa, Arthropoda, Insecta, Diptera, Culicidae. Gene Ontology annotation, molecular function: protein binding; nucleic acid binding. Gene Ontology annotation, cellular component: lamellipodium; plasma membrane. Gene Ontology annotation, biological process: regulation of Arp2/3 complex-mediated actin nucleation; cell migration; DNA integration. Bases 210 to 3407 code for a protein of 1065 amino acids. The transcript is spliced from 14 exons. The record is from RefSeq and is a predicted model, not a curated record.